CAUUAAAAUUCGUAUAUCCAUAUAAAAGACCAGAUUUUAUUUAGAUUGCGCAUUUUUAUUCGUAGUUCGCGAUAGUUACAAGUGCGGUGAAAUUUGUACAAUGGCUCCGACACCGCAGGAGAUACCCCAAGUGGAUAUCGAGGAGACAGAGCGCGUGAGCGGUGAUGAUCGUGAUGGGAAACGCGUUGUCAUCUCCGGGAUUUCGGGCACCUAUCCGCGUUCGCUCCAUAUCAAGGAACUCUCUGACAUCCUCUACAAUAAGGUGGACCCCAUAGCGGAUGGUAAACCGCGCUGGAACUACGACCACCCAGAAAUUCCGAAGCAUGUGGGCUUAAUUCCUGGUCUGGAUCUGUUUGAUGGCCAGUUCUUCCGAGUGGCCUACCGCAUGGGGAUCAACAUGGACCCCAUGUCGCGGAAACUGCUCGAACAAGUCUACCAAGCCAUAUACGAUGCAGGUGUAAACCCAGAGCAUCUGUCCGGGAAGAAAGUCGGCGUUUACGUGGGAACAUGUUUGUCAGAAACUGAAAAAGUCGUUUUUUACAGCGGCUUUGAAGGAAAGACGGGUUUAGGUAUAGCUGGGUAAGUACAUAUGUUUUUUUAAACUUUUAUCUAAAUUUAUACUUAUAUAAUUUUCAAUCGCAUGCAUUACCAAAUAAAACCGGCCAAAGGCAUGUCGGGCUAUGCGUAGUGUUGUAGGGUUACGUAGUAACCCAACCGUCCUAGCUUAGCAGAGCCAGUUUUUAUCCAAUCUCGGCCACUGUAAGGCUUGGUCCCUUUUUCUUUGGUGUAUGAUUAUACUAUUUCAAUCAGUAAUGGCUAAAGCGGCCAAAAACUUAAACUUCAGAUGUACACCUUAUCAAAAAGCUUACUAAAAGACUGGUCGACUUCACUGGUGACCAAAGAACUGGCAGCUUCCUCUCGCAACGUAUUAGUGUCGCAAUACAGCGGGGAAAUCUUGCCAGCAUCAUCCGGCCAAAUUUUUUAGAAGUAUAGUAAACACCCUAUAAUGCAGUGGCACCAGCAAUGGGACGUAGAAAAGUCCUUUAAAAUAAUCCUUAAUCCUUUUAUCAUCAGUUUUUAAACACUUACAACAUUUUCCCAUAAACAGGCGCCAUAAAGAUCCUUAAGUUUUAUUUUUUACUGAUUCAUU
Molecule: messenger RNA, 1150 nt
Organism: Cydia pomonella (codling moth)
Lineage: Eukaryota; Metazoa; Arthropoda; Insecta; Lepidoptera; Tortricidae
Product: fatty acid synthase-like
Exons: 3
Coding region: 101-583 (160 amino acids)
Biological process (GO): fatty acid biosynthetic process
Molecular function (GO): fatty acid synthase activity
Source: RefSeq, a predicted model, not a curated record